Penicillium longicatenatum is the source of this 948-nucleotide messenger RNA. RefSeq lists its product as uncharacterized. The coding region runs from base 1 to 948 and encodes 315 amino acids. NCBI's taxonomy places the organism in Eukaryota, Fungi, Ascomycota, Eurotiomycetes, Eurotiales, Aspergillaceae. The record is from RefSeq and is a predicted model, not a curated record. The transcript has 3 exons.
AUGGCCGAUGACUCGUUCUUCCUUUAUGGGAUGGGGGAACGGCCCGAGGCCUUAACGUUGGGUUCGUUGGUUCUAGAGAAGUAUUGGCAGCCAAUGAGUGCUCGGCAUUACACUCACGAGUUAUUAAGCGAUGACGCUCUACGUGAACAUGCUUACAUUACCGAGAUCACCAACGCCGUCUUCCACGGCUCUUCCCGUCUUACGCCUGGUAUCGGCCUCGAAGCUGGCGAUAUCGUGAACCUUCAUCUCGCUUAUAACAAGGACCUUGAACGAAUCGUUACAGCCGAGAGGGGUACUCGAGUCCUACUCAAAGAUCCGGAAACCUUUCUCAUCAAUCAUGUCUUGAGCAAUCAAACGGCCCAGCAAAAACUCAAAAUUUGGCUGUCGGCCGCCUACAGCGACUUUGUUAUGAAAUUCAAAUUCGCCCGGAGGCCAAAAGUUUGGAUGUUGUCCGGUUUGUAUCUCCUAGAGGAUACGCGCACCGUCGUAUCGCGGGGCCAAUCGUCCAAGAUAUCCGCAGGCGUUUCCUCCGCGAUUAUCGGUGCUGUCUCUGGUGUUCCGGUCGGCGGAUCUGUGAGCUUGGGCGUUGGGUCGGAAUGGGAAAUGGCGAUGCAGGUUGCCGAGCCGCAUGUCUGGGCUGCUCAGUUUCGUUUGUUGGAUGCAAAAUUCAUUAAAAUUAGGAAAGGGGGGAUGGGGGAGGUUAGCCUUCCGGCGUCGAUGGGGCUUUAUCGGGAUAUCAUGUCUGUGAAUACGGCUAGGGAUGGGACGGGAAGGGGUGUGGAGUUGGGACUCGAGGACGGCCUUGAGCAGGAAUUGGAGGGGGAGCUGCAUGAUGGGGACGUGGAAGAGAAGGAUGAACAGGAGGGCCUGGAGAUUGAGGAGUAUGAGAAGCAGUUGGAGGCUGCGAUUAAGCAUUUUGAGAAAGCCCCGAAACACUUUUUGCAGUGA